Messenger RNA from Mesorhabditis spiculigera, 1071 nucleotides. Lineage: Eukaryota; Metazoa; Nematoda; Chromadorea; Rhabditida; Rhabditidae. The record is from the annotation of a GenBank genome assembly.
AUGCGGGUCAGCUCAUUGAAGUCGCCAAAAGUUGUGCUGGCCGUGUUAAUAUUAGCGGUGCUGUGGAAUGAAUGGAUCUCGUUUUAUGUUAAUUAUGUACAUUGGAAGCCAUUUCAUAAUGAGAAUUUGAACUGUACAAACCUGCUACUGGUCGCCGACCCUCAACUUAUCGGCUAUCAAAAUGAACCAUGGUGGAUUGGUUGGCUGAGUAGAUGGGAUGCUGAUAGAUACCUACAAAAAGGCUACGCCUAUGCUUAUGCUCACACCAAACCGGAACUGGUCUUAUUCCUCGGCGACCUCCUCGACGAAGGCUUAAGCGCGUCCGUUUUGGAAUAUCAACUAGCCGCCACAAGGUUUCAUCAAAUAUUUAAUACGGGUGUCGGCCCGGAUAAGCAAAUCUUCAUCCCUGGCGACAAUGAUGUCGGUGGAGAAUACGGAUGGGUCAUCCCAGAGCUUGUUGCUAAAUUUGACCAAAUCUUCCCUACAACACGAUACACAAGUAUUCCUAACCUCGGCCCAAUCGAUUUUCAUUUUUUGAACGUGUUUAACAUGGAGCUACGUCCUAUUCACCUGUCCACAGCCCCUUCUACACAACGAAUUCUUCUCUCUCAUAUGCCGGUCAUGAAAGCGUGGUCAAAUGCGUUGAUGAAGGCUACUGAAAUUAACGCAACGUUGAUUUUAUCAGCGCAUGACCAUACUGCUCAUAUUUAUACCAUGGAAUAUAGUUGGGUAGAAAAAGUAAUGCUACCUGGCGAAUUAUGGACUGGAUAUAUCGGCCCUAACCGCCGGCUUGUCGAAAUAAAAACGCCAACCUGUAGUUACCGCAUGGGAGUUCCGCAAAUGGCCUAUGGACAUCUAAGCCUAUGCCCCCUUACCACCGAUACCAUGGCCGCCAGCUAUCAGCUACUCCCACUGCCCGGACGAUACCCACAAGUAUUUGUAUACAUCAUCAUCCUCAUCUGGCUCCUCUCCACCUUACUCCUCAACAGGUUCAACAAAUGUGAUAUGCCACGUCUCAAACAUUUCCGUGCCCAAACCCCUUGCCAAACCAAAACCCUCCAUGAUAUCCUG